Drosophila takahashii is the source of this 1833-nucleotide messenger RNA. It is a transcript of the gene BBS1, whose product is annotated as Bardet-Biedl syndrome 1. NCBI's taxonomy places the organism in Eukaryota, Metazoa, Arthropoda, Insecta, Diptera, Drosophilidae. Gene Ontology annotation, molecular function: patched binding; smoothened binding. Gene Ontology annotation, biological process: non-motile cilium assembly; protein localization to cilium. The record is from RefSeq and is a predicted model, not a curated record. Gene Ontology annotation, cellular component: axoneme; centrosome; BBSome.
CCGCAAAAUCCUGCCAUGGCCGGUGCUCCCAACUGGCUCCAUGUGGACACGGAGGACGAGGGUCCUUCGCCGCAUCUCACCACCCUCUCCAGCUGCAUGGCCUUGAGCGAUGUGCAGUGCGACGGAUAUGUGCGGCUUCUGGCGGCGGACAUUUCCCUGGACGACGCCGCCGAAGAGCCCAGUGCCACCUUGAAGGUUUUCCGGGGACUCAAGCUCAAGCAGGAGCAGCCGCUGCCGGGGAUUCCCACGGCCAUCGAAAGUCUGUACAUCGAUGAAACGGAGCCCAAAACGCCGGUUAUUGCCGUGGCCAUCGCCGAGUCAGUGCUCUUCUAUCGCCACCUGAAGCCGUACUUCAAGUACACAAUUCCCGCCCUGGACUCCGAGGAUCUCGAGCUGGAGGUGUGGCGCAAGCUGCCGGUGAUGAAGUCGAGUGCACAUCCUGGCCUGCUGGACUCCCUGCGGAACAUUGACCACUCCAAGCUGUCGCGGAAAUCGCAGCGCCUGCUGCAAAUGGGCGAGGAGGAGCGCGAAGGCUUCAUUGCCAUCCACAAGGACUCGCCGGUGGGUCGAGUGGGCAGCAUUGUGGCCAUGUGCUGCCUGAAGCGCAUCUCCAGCGAUGCCAAUCCGCCCUCGCACUUGGUACUAGCCACCGAUACCGGACACAUCCUGAUCCUGGAGCCGCAGGGCUUCAACCUGGUGUUCGAGGGCAGGACCUGCGACGACGAGACCGCCGUGCCGAGCCACAUCUCCGUGCAGGGAACCUUCGAGACGGACUUCUGCAUUGUGGUGGCCACCAGAAACGGCGGUGUCUACCUGCUGCGCAAGACCCAAUCCGAGGGGCAGGAGAUCUUCAAGCUGGGCAUCCCCCUUACCGGAGUUCUACUCCUGCCCAUCGAUCAGACGAUCCUCGCCUCCACGAUGGACAAUCGCUAUCUGUGCUACUCGAAGCGCGGCAAGCUGCUGCAUCAGGUGCAGCUGGCCGACCUGCCCGUCUGCCUCCUUCCGCUGCCCAUGACCCACCUGGGACUCACCCUGGUGGCCAUUGCCCUGCGGGGCGGCGUGGUCAAGUUCUAUCUGCAGCGCUAUCUGGUCGAUGAGUUCGCCCUGGACGAGACGGUGGACGCCAUGGUGUACGGACGGAUGGGCAUGGAGGAUCACGUCCUCAGCCUCGUCACUCAAUCCGGCCGGAUCGUGGUCAAGAUCCUGAGGCGGGUGUCUCGCUUCGAGCCCAAGCCCGGAGAGCUGGGAAAGCAGCGAACGGGCAGCGAUCACAAGGCCAUCGUGGAUUCCUCGAUUCUGGACAAACCCAAAAAGAGCUCCAUCUUUGUGGAACAGGCGGCACGGGAGAAGCAGCAGGCAAAGUCAACCUAUGGAAGUUUUCAGGUGGAACUCUGGCGCCUACGCCACACGGCAGCUCGGGCCACCAUCGAUGCCAUAAACUCCUCGGAGAGCACGAUAUCGGGGGACCUAACCCACGCCCCCGUGAAACUAUCCGCCGAGGUCUGCGGCAGUGGACCCGCAUUUCGCCUCUACCUCACCGUCCAAAACCUGUCCACCUUCAAAAUGGCCUCCAAUCUGGUGGUCCUGCUCCACGCGGACAGACGGCACUACACCAUUCCGCAGACCUUGGCUCGAUUGCCCAGUGUGCUGCCCGGGGUGCCCCUGCGAGUGGACUUCGAAGUGGUGGCCGUGCUGGAUCCCAUGGACAAACUGCCUCCGGCCAGCCUAACCCCGGAUAACUCCCUGAUUCGGGUUAUGCUAAUGAAGGCUGGUCAGGCCAAACCCCUCAUUGCAGCCGCCGUUUCAAUGCCCCAAUCCGAGGCAGCCUUCUAA